This is a messenger RNA of Gastrolobium bilobum, 1743 nucleotides long. RefSeq names its product carotenoid 9,10(9',10')-cleavage dioxygenase 1-like. Gene Ontology annotation, cellular component: chloroplast stroma. The transcript has 13 exons. Gene Ontology annotation, molecular function: carotenoid dioxygenase activity. Gene Ontology annotation, biological process: carotene catabolic process. The record is from RefSeq and is a predicted model, not a curated record. Bases 1 to 1743 code for a protein of 580 amino acids. NCBI's taxonomy places the organism in Eukaryota, Viridiplantae, Streptophyta, Magnoliopsida, Fabales, Fabaceae.
AUGGCAACUUCAUACAUGGUUCUUGCAGUGAAUUCCUCUGUUCAAAAACGACCCUUUAUUGUCCCACAAAGGUUUAAGCACUCCAUGACUGUAGGACUUUCCUCCGUAUUCAAGCCAAUCUUAAGAGCGUUUCCGCAAAUUCCGCUGCAAAUGGAUGCAUCGAAAACCAUGACAGACAUUAAAUCUAAAUUCCUUGAGGCUGUUGUUGAUUCAUUAUUUGAGUAUGUGGACCAGCCACUGCUUCCAUCUCAGAGUAACUUUGCUCCAGUGGAAGAGAUAGGGGAAGACACGCUUAUCACUCACAUCCAAGGUGAAAUACCACAGCAUUUUCCAGAGGGUGUCUUCAUUCGAAAUGGACCAAAUCCACUAUUCAGAGGACUCAAAUCAACUAAGUCUAUUUUGGGGAAGACAAAUAGCGCUUGGGUGGAAGGAGAAGGAAUGCUUCAUGCUUUGUAUUUCAAAAAACAAAGUGACGGGAACUGCGUCGUCGUCUACAACAACCGAUACGUUGAAACUGAAACAUACAAGCUUGAGAAACACAGUACCAAACCUUUGUUUCUCCCUGCAGUUAGAGGAGAUUCAUUGGCGGUAUUGUCUUCGAUUCUGCUAAACCGGUUGAGAUUUGGAAAAUCAAAUGAAGAUUAUAGCAACACCACUGUGAUAGAGCAUUCAGGCAAGUUCUACUCGGUUACUGAUAAUCACAUGCCACAAGAGAUUGACAUCUUCACACUUAGUACUUUAAAGGACUGGGAUGUCAAUGGAGCCUGGAAUCGUCCUUUUGCCAGCCACCCCAAGAAAGUUCCAGGUACAGGAGAGCUAGUUAUUUUUGGGGUAGCUGCAACUAAACCCUAUCUGGAAGUUGGAAUAGUAUCUGCUGAUGGAAAGGAAAUGGUUCAUAAAGAAGACAUAAAACUAGACAGGUGCUCUUUUUGCCAUGAUAUAGGUAUCACAAGCAGGUACAUUGCGAUAUUGGAUUUUCCACUGACAAUAGAUUUAAACAGACUACUAAGAAGAGAACCAUUAAUCAAAUACGAGAAGGAGAAAUAUGCGAGGAUUGGGAUAAUGCCGCUCUAUGGUGAUGCAGAAUCAAUCCAUUGGUUUGAGGUGGAACCUAAUAGCACAUUUCAUGUCAUCAAUACUUUUGAGGAUGGUGAUGAGGUUGUAAUAUGGGGUUGCAGAGCACUAGAUGCAAUAAUUCCAGGACCUGAAGAUGGUCUAAAUGAAAAGUGGUUCUCUCGUUGUUAUGAAUGGCGAUUAAACAUGAAAAAUGGGGAGGUUAAGGAGAAAUAUCUCACUGCACCGCAACAGUUUAUGGAUUUCCCCCUAAUCCAUCCAAGUUUCACAGGAAUUAAGAAUAGAUAUGGAUACACCCAAGUGAUUGAUCCCAUUGCGAGUUGUGCUGCAAACAUUCCUAAAUAUGGAGCUCUGGCCAAGCUACAUUUUGAAGAACCAUGUUCAGAAUUCCUUACGGGAGAAACACAAGAAGAAGAGCCUAUAAGGGUUGAAUAUCAUAGGUUUGAAAGGAAUGUGUUUUGCACUGGAUCUUCCUUUGUGCCUAAAGAAGAUGGUCUUGAAGAAGAUGAUGGUUGGAUAAUCACUUUUGUUCACAAUGAAGACACCGGCAUAUCCCAAGUUCAUAUAAUUGACACAAAGAAGUUUUCUGGCGAGGCAGUUGCCAAAAUCACCAUGCCUUGCAGGGUUCCAUAUGGAUUUCACGGGGCUUUCAUGCCAAUCUCAUUUUAA